Molecule: messenger RNA, 1000 nt
Organism: Arachis ipaensis
Lineage: Eukaryota; Viridiplantae; Streptophyta; Magnoliopsida; Fabales; Fabaceae
Source: RefSeq, a predicted model, not a curated record
AUGAUAGAAGCUACCCAACAAUCUCCGCCUGACGCCAAUAGUGCACCAAAUGAUGUGCGGCGAAGCAUGAAAGAUUUGGAACUCACACUUAGUGAAAAUUUUCCCUCCAAGAGAAGAAAACCAUUUCACCUUUCACAAAGAAAAACCCUCAGCUCACACUCAGCUCACAAAGAAAACCAUUUCACCCUUUUAGAAGAAAACCCUCAUCGUCAUCACCCUCAGCUCGUCAUCGAUCACCCUCAGCUCGCUCGUCAUCACCCUCAGAAUACCCUCCUGCAUCACGAAUCGAAGCUAACCACUGACCCCCACUCACCACUCACCGCCACACACCACUCACCACUAACCACUGACUGUCGCUCGAAGCUAAGUCGCCCUCUUGCACUGAUCAUAGCGCGCUGCCCAGACCGUUCAUCUACCUUCGUAGUCUCUGCUCUCACCAUCACUGGUCACCAUCGUCGUAUCUGCGCUCACUGUCGCCGCUCAACCAAGUUGUCUUUGUUCUCACUGUUGCAUCUCACCCUUGUUGUCUCUGUGCCGACCAUCGCCGCGCGCCUAGCAUCAUCGUUCUCUCUGCUCACCAUCGUCGAGAAGGCAAGACGAGCUUUGAGGGCGUUGAGGGCAGUGGUGAGGCUGCAGGCUAUAUUUCGCGGAAGGCUAGCGAGGAAGCAAGUUGCUGUUACUCUAAGGUGCAUGCAGGCUCUUGUUCGAGUUCAAGCUCGCGUCCGCGCUAGGAAUGUGAGGAACUCUCCAGAAGGGAAAGCCGUGCAGACACUAUUAGAUCAGUACCGCAACCAAGCUGAUCCUAUCAAGGAGGCUGAGGUAUUGUAAAAGCUUUUUAAAUUCCUCUCCCCAAAAAAGAUUCUAUAAUGGAGAAAAAUACUCAUGUCAUCCAAAGAUAUAUACAUAACACUCAAGUUAGUCCUGCACUGAUCUUAAAUGUCAUUGUAGUCUCUCUUUUUUGAAAUUGAUAUAAAUUUUUAGUUCUCUUAGACAUCAAUAU